Messenger RNA from Mytilinidion resinicola, 680 nucleotides. RefSeq lists its product as uncharacterized. The transcript is spliced from 2 exons. NCBI's taxonomy places the organism in Eukaryota, Fungi, Ascomycota, Dothideomycetes, Mytilinidiales, Mytilinidiaceae. Gene Ontology annotation, molecular function: nucleic acid binding. Bases 157 to 504 code for a protein of 115 amino acids. The record is from RefSeq and is a predicted model, not a curated record.
CGUUGCCGAGUCGACCCCUACCAAGAAGACCGAUGCACCCCCCACUAAGCCUACGUUCGCAGAGCUAUACCGCUCUAUCGUCUUCAAGAACUUUCCAGAGAGCAGCUCGGCUUCAUCUCCUGCUCCAGCAAAGACUGAACAAGCGUACUCCACAUAAUGUCCAGGCCGCUUCAGCAUCCUCCUUCUCAUAUCGAUCGCACGCGUAAGGGCCUCUCAUACCUCGAAUCGUAUGGCUAUGACCCGGAUAGUCGGACAGGAUUAGGCGCGAAGGGAGAUGGCAUUCUGCAUCCGAUUAAGGCCAAAGAGAAGAGAGACACCGUUGGUUUGGGAAUGAAACUCAAGUCUUCCAAGGAUGGCAAACCUCAUGUGCAGAAGAGACCGAUCAAUUUGGAUGCUAGCAAAAUCCGAAAGAUGCAUGAUGAGGACAAGAAGAAGCACAAGAAGCUGGUGAAGCUGUUCUACGGGAACGACGACGUGGAGAAGUAUCUUGGACAGCUGCGCUAGGACACGAAUACGGCUGGGUUCUUUCUGACUGAAAGCAUAGCGAUGGCGUUUGGUCGAGAUCAUGUAAGCAUUUGCAGGAUAGCGUUCUGGAGACCACGAAUUAUCCUAGGAAGCAAUGCAACAUCCAUCACAUCGCCAUAGGUUCCCGUGCUUUGUUUCCCUAUUCCUGGUGGGUG